This is a messenger RNA of Magallana angulata, 5201 nucleotides long. Its product is annotated as (E3-independent) E2 ubiquitin-conjugating enzyme UBE2O-like. The coding region runs from base 20 to 4117 and encodes 1365 amino acids. The transcript is spliced from 20 exons. The record is from RefSeq and is a predicted model, not a curated record. Lineage: Eukaryota; Metazoa; Mollusca; Bivalvia; Ostreida; Ostreidae.
CAAGUUUAGUCACCAGAAAAUGGCUGAUGGUAGUUGGAGCUUCUUCGAAGAAGAUGAAGUUUGUAGGAAAACGGCAGAUGGCUCUUUUAUGUAUGGGUUCGUGGUUAAAAAUUCCACAUACCAGAGCAGUGAUGAGGAAGAGGACGACGAGGAUCGUCUAGAAAAGGGAAAAGUCCGUGUAUCAUGGCAUCCAACAGGCAAAGAAUCUGUCGUGUCAGAAAACCAGCUGAUACUGGCAGACAGAUCACUGAUGCCUGGGGAUGUGAUCAGAAGAUUUGGUGAGGAUAGCAAUAGUCAAAGGGGAUUUGUUCAGGAUCUGAUUGGAAAAUGCCACAUCCACAUAAGGGGGACUAAUAAAUUCCUGUAUAAUGUUAAUGCCAAAGAUUUAAGCAGCAUGAAAGUAGAAGAAUUAGCAAGAAAGCCCCUCAGUAACUCAUUCUGUGAUGUGGUGAUGGACUCUUGGGUCGGGAAGAUAGAGAGGGUGAACGAGGAGCUGGUCAUCAAGUUCUCAGAUGGAGCUUCGUGUAGAGUACCAGACACAGACCUGCUGGAAGACUUUGAACCAGUCAAAGAGCAUUAUAAGUCCUUAUGCACAGAUGAUUCAGUGGUACUGUACAAAGGAUUGGUUAUGAAAGGAAAUAUAGGAGACCUUAAUGAUGUUGUGUGGAUAACUAGUACCUAUAAACAUGGACCAAAAAUGGUUAAAAAGUCUCCCAGUCAGACAGUGACAGUUCGGAUUGAAGAGACCAUGCUGAAAUCAGUGGAGGUGUAUUGGAUGUGUCGGGGAUUCACUAAGUCAGACAACCCACUCCUAAGAAUGACCCCACCCCCGUCCAGAGUAGAGGGACCAGAUCUCCAAAGGUUGCAAAUUUUGGACUGGUUUUCACAUUGCAGUCUACAAAUUGGUGAUUUUGCUCAAUACAUUAUAAAACCCAGUGAUGAACUUGUGGAAGUUCCGUCUAAAUUUAGCUUCAUUCCUGAUGUUCUGUUGAGUGAACUCGCGGAUCAUGACACUGUAACAGAGCAUAAGCCAGAAGAAUCAACACAAAGUGAAGAUCCCAAAUCAGUUGAUACCGAGGAGGCUACAGCAGUGGUCAAUGGGGACGUUGGUAAUGAGGCUGAGGCAGGGGCUGAUGAGGAUGAGGAAUAUGAGGACAUUGACACAUCAGAGAAUGAGUCUGAGGAGGAAAAAUGCUCUAAAAAAAUGGUUUCCAGGCACAAGGGUAAAAAGGGACUCAAGUUUGGAACUGGAGGAAAAAAGGGAGGAAAGCGACCCAAGCAGUCAGUGAAGUUUGAGCCUGAGUACCCACAGUGUGUAGUGGGAGAGAAGGUGCCUGUGGGGAUCUGUUAUACUUUCUCUACAGCCACUGUAAUGUGGCAGGAUGGCACCGUGGAAUCUGACAUUCCUUCUCCAGAACUCUUUCCAAUACACUACCUUGAUGAAUUAGAAUUCUUUCCAGGAGAUUAUGUUGUAGAUGCCAAAGAAAUAGCCAGUAAAAACUGUGACUAUGGUGUGGUAGUAAGCUGUAAUCAUAAAGAGAGAACUUGUUUGGUCAAGUGGAUGAAAACAGUGGAUGUAUCCAAAGGAGAGAGACCUGAGGAGAAUGUGGAGGCGGUGGAGGUGAGUGCCUAUGAUCUGAAGGACCACCCAGAUUUCAAGUUCCGUCCAGCCCAGACUGUGAUCAGAGUUAUAGACACACAGGAGGAAGGUAAAGAGGCUGUGGGACAGAUCCAAAGUUUGGAUCCUAAUGGGGCAAUCAACGUCCGGUGGCCAUCAGGGGAGAUCACUCGAUGUUAUCCUCAAGAACUCUAUAUUGUCGGGGAUGAGAUGAGCGAGUUUGAUAGCUCCAGUUGGUCCACAGAGGAGGAAGAGACCGAAGGAGAGGAUGAUAACUCUAGCAUGAGCUGGGAGACUGACGAAGAAAUCAUUGAGUCCAAUUGUGAUAAUUAUGAAGAUGGAAUCAGUUUAAUGUUCAUAACCAAAGAAAAAAAGGAGGAGUUGGAUGCAUUACUGUCCAGAGCUCAGACUGCGCUAGAAAACUUGCAGAGAAUAUUUUUCACAUACACUGGAAAAAUAUCCAUUACAUAUAGGUAUUUGAGAGACAUAAUAUCUGUGUAUAAGCGCUGCCAGGACUUGGAAAAGAUUCUCAAAUCACAUUUCUUUGAAGAAGAAGAGCUUACAAAAUUACUUGAAGAAAUACGUGACUUGAUGUAUGAUGAGAAAAGAAAUGAACUCAAUGAUCGCCUUAUUAAAAUCUAUGAGAGACGGAAAGGCGGAGGAAGCAAUGAAUCUCCUUAUAAAGAGAAUCCUCAAUCAAGUCCUCUGCAUGAAUCAGAAGAUACCACAGGUUAUGUGUUCCCCGAGAUUGAGAAACCUAACAGUCCAAAGACAGAACUUACUCAGCUGGCCAGUGCAAUUGUUAACUCUGUGAUGAAGACAUUUUCAGUGGCACAGUUACAAAAUCAGGAAUCUAAUGUGCAGGAAAGCACAAAUUUACAAAACGGAUAUUCAGAAAACCUGGAAUUGGGGGCAACUGCCGCAGUUAAUAUACCCAAACUGAAUGACACUGAUGUGAAAUCUGACACCCCUGGAAAGAACAGUGGUGAACCAGAUAUCUGGCAGGCCCCAGAGGAGAAUGUUAGUGUACCCAGUGAAGCUAAAGAGCUGAAUGUGAGUCAGGAAUCUGGUCUAGAGGUCAGUGAUUGUGAUUCAGGUUUAGGGGAGUCCAAAGGAAGUGGGGCAUCUUUGGAAAGAUCUACUUUGGCCUCAAUGCAGAGAAAAAAGGAGGAGUUGUGUAGGAGAUUCUGUCACCUGAUGCUUGCCCAAAUGGUGAAGAUUCGAUCUGAGAUUGAUAGACGCUGGGAGCAAACCAAGGCAUUUAUGAAUGAUGGGAGUGAUAAUUGUGAACAGGACACACAGACAGACAGCCAGGGUCAGGAAGAGAGAGCGGGGGCCUCUCCAGGGGCUAGGCUUGUUGAAGAACUUAUGGGGUCAUUUAACUCUGAGUGUAAUGGUGGGGGAUCAAGUGAGACCAAUGGUGUGGAGUCAAUUGAAGACAUUCCUGAAAUGUCUGAUCUCAAGCAGGAUGUUGAAACAUAUAAACAGGCCUCUUGUGCCACUCAAGGUGCGUGUACAUAUACCGGUUUUGUUAUGUGUGAGGCAGCACCUUCUACACACAAUUUUGCCAGUAAGGUGUAUUCCCCACAUGACCCAAAAUCUUUCCUAAAGGCUGUAAGAAAAGAGUAUAAACUGCUUCAAAAUAACCUGCCUAGUGGGAUUUUAGUAAAAGGAUUUGAGGACAGAAUGGAUUUGUUUUCUGUGAUGAUCCUUGGGCCACAAGGAACCCCGUAUGAAGAUGGCCUAUUUUUCUUUGAUGUCUUCCUGCCCCCUGACUACCCAACCUCACCCCCUGUGUUCCACUACAUUUCCUACUGCACGGACAGGUUAAACCCCAACCUGUACGAGGACGGUAAAGUGUGUGUCAGUCUUCUGGGCACCUGGGACGGCAAGGGAAGUGAAAUGUGGACUUCCAAUUCCAACAUGUUGCAAGUUCUUGUUUCCAUUCAAGGCUUGAUCCUGGUGUCAGAGCCUUAUUACAACGAGGCUGGGUUUGAGAAACAGAGGGGCUCUGUGAUAGGUGUAGAAAAUAGUAAGAUGUACAAUGAAAUGGCGAUCAUCAAACUUGUGCAGAGUAUGACAAGAAUGAUUGAGAACCCUCCCAAUAGUUUCAAGGAGGAGAUGACUUCACAUCUUAAACAGAAUGCAGCAAGGAUGAUCCAACGAUUCCAGUUUUGGAUGGAGGCAGGCAGUGGGCACAGCAAACAAGACAGUGGAGUGGGGCUAAACUGUGAUUCUUCAGGGACAGCCGGCCUGUCCAGAGACCAAGCAAUGGACAUAUCAUCAGAUGGGGACAAGGUUCAGGGACUUCAGCAAGACAGUCUGCCAAAGAAUAGCAUCUCAAACACAAUUCACUUCAAACCUCCAGAAUUUCCUCUGUUUCCACCCUCCAAGGGAUUUUGCCUCCCCAUGAAAAAAUAUUUGGAAACAUUCAAGCAGACAGUUGAAAGAAACAUUUUUACUCCAGAUGAAAAUGUGAACAACUCAACAGUUAAUUAAGUGAAUGGAAUUUAGAAUUUCUAGUCCAAGUUUUAAAGUAUUGUUUAUUUGCUAUUUGAUCCUUGCUUGUGAUAUAUAUAAAAUGUUUGUAAAUGUACUGUGCUGUGCAGGUUCAUAAACAAUUUAGGUGAUAGCAUUUAAAAUUUUGACUUUAAUUGGACAUUUAUCAGUAUUUCACACCAAUUUUGUUAAAAUACCUCAUUAUGGUUAGAAGUUUAAUUUAAAUCAAGUGCUAGCUAUUACAUGUUUUGUGGGUGAUGUUAACAUGUGCUAUUGGUGUUAUCUUUUUCAGGUAUGUCAGCUUUUAUUGUUUACCCAUUUACAAUGAACUGGAAAAAAAUGUAUUAAAAAUGCAUGUAUAUGUGAUAGUUCAACUAUUACACCCCUACACAUUCUCUUCUGUUUGGUGCCAAAUGCUACAUGAUGCUUGCAGAAAAUUAUGUAUUGUAAGAGUCAUGAGUUGUAUAUAUUUCAAUUGAUUUUUUUUCUUCACAUUAUGCAAAUCUUUUACCUCAGCUGUUUUAUACACUGUUCUCUGGUAUAUGAACGUUUAUAUUUAUUUACAUAUCUGACAGAAAAAGGUGAUAUUUAAUAUCUUUUUAUUAUAUAACAGAUUUAAAUUUACUUAUGUAAAUGUAAUACUUUAAAGUACAUACACACAACAUCCUUGUAAUUUGGAAAAGUCACUGUUAUUGCAUAGAAUUUAUAAGUAAAAGAUUACAUGGAAAAUCAGAAUACAUUUACACAUUAAAGUCUGAGUUUAUGUUUCUAAUCAAUAAAUCAUUAUCUACAAAUAUACAAGUAAUUUUAGGAUGCACCAGUCCUGUUUUUGUAUUUCAUUGACUGCUUUUUUUCUUAAAUUUAGGUUUCGUAUUUUUUCUCCCUAUGGCUUUAAAGUUAUUUAGCAUUUAUUUGGGGUUUUUUUCAACAACUUAUUUAGUCUUUCAAACAUUGACUGUAUGUUGAAAAGUGAAACAAAUUGCUUGUCAAGUAUUUCUUUGUUACAAAGACAAAAAAAUAUAUAAUCACCUGUUGGUCUGUGGAUUGUUUGCUAAUUCAAAUGUCAAUAAAUAUGUAUUGCAUA